CCGCAACAAUUAUCGCUACUAUGAGAAAGAUCAAGAUGCCACAGAUGAAAGUCCGCCGUCUUUUCUGGCGUUGGGCCUCAAUCCAAUGAUCACUGCCGAUUUUCAUGGAUGAUUAGCCGGGUGAACUAUAAUGUCACACGAGGGUUUUGACAUACGUCCAGAUGGUAGGUUUCUUUGGUCCUGUUUCUGUCUUUGCUUCUUCGUCGAGGUGCAUAGCGGCAGAGAAGCGUUUCCAGAACGCCGGGUCCCGGACAAGUGCCAUGAUCACGCUGCUCCACUAGUUGCCAGACAUGGGGUGCCGCAAUUCACUGGUUUCAGAAUAAAUAAGGUGUCCGUGCUGUCGAUUGAAGGGCCGUACGAUGGCUCAGCCUGGAGCUUGGAGGCGUCAAGGAUAGUAAAUUUGAAGGAUAUCAACAAAGUUACGUUGACACAGUCAACCAAAAUAUGAGCGGUAAUGUACGCUUUCGCUUACGGCUGGAGCG
This is a messenger RNA of Aspergillus piperis CBS 112811, 482 nucleotides long. RefSeq lists its product as uncharacterized. The transcript has a single exon. The record is from RefSeq and is a predicted model, not a curated record. Lineage: Eukaryota; Fungi; Ascomycota; Eurotiomycetes; Eurotiales; Aspergillaceae. The coding region runs from base 131 to 448 and encodes 105 amino acids.